AUGCUUAAUGUUUCCACAUACGUCCCUUAUAUAUACAAAUGCUCAAAGGGAAGCAAUUUUUUCAAAUUUUACAAUCAAAUAAAGACAAAAAGCUACUCCGAUUUACUUAAUUUUGCCAAGGGAGUGUAUAUAUACUUGUGCAGAAAUUCCCGCAAAAAUGAUGACAUGUUUAUAAAUUUUUCCAAAAAAUUAUUUAGAGAAAUUCAUGUGAAAAAAUAUUCAGAGAAGGACAAGAAAGACCUAUGCCUAUUAAUGUUGUUAUAUAUGAGAUGCAAAAAAAGGUGUAAAACGUUUAUACUUGGGAAAGACAUAAUUAAAAGCAUAAAGUACGCAAUUGAAGAAAAUUUAGAUAACUUUGAUGAGGAUGACCUCUCAACAGUUUUGAGUUUUUUAAAUUGCACAGCGAAUAAUAAAUUAUAUGUACCAUAUGGUACAGUAAAAAGCAAAGUAAAUGUAAAAAUUACAACAAAAAUUAUUCAUCGAAGUGCUAAUUAUUUGCACAAUUUUAAGCAGACAAAAAAUUUGUGUAUAUUGUACAGUUAUUUAUGUAGAGAGAAUAUAAGUGUCAAAUUACAUAAUAGUAUCUUAAAGCAAAUUUUUAGCGAUAUAAAUCGCUGUGAAGACACUGAUUUAACGAAUAUAAUUUUCAACUUUUAUUACAUUAACAGCUUUUUUUUUAAAAAUUUUUUAAACAAAAUAUGUGAGUUCUUUGCACAUGAGGAAGAAGAAAAAAUCGGAAAAGGAGAUGAACGAAGAGAAAUAUUUUUCUCAUGGAAAACAAAAAAUCAGAAUGACAGCAUAACUGAAAUAUGCAAAAGUAGAGAUGGUAAAAAGUUGUUGAAAAAGAAAUAUGAAAUUGUGCCUUCUCAUGUAGAAUGUUCAGAAGAAAUCCAUUCAUACAAUAAUGAGUAUGCACACAUUUGUGCAUCUAUCCCGUCUUACAAGUGUGACAUGUUAGGAUAUAAGAAGGUGGAUAUUAAUAUGGAAUGUGCAAAACCAUUCCAUUAUAUGACUUGUGGCAAGAUAUUCAAUAUCUACAACUGCAAUAUAUUUCUGUACGGAUUUAUAAACAAUUAUAACAAAAUUUUUUUAAAGAGGAGACUACAAAAAUUAAUAGAUCGAUGUAAUUUUAUUGAUAACAUUUGGAAAAACUGCAGACUUAUGUAUGAGUUUUACUACUAUUUUGAAUAUUAUAUUAGCAGAGGAGUGAGGUACGAAAUAAAUUUAGAUAGAGUUAGAUGCAUUACAAGAAACAGACACAUCUUUGAUAUGAAUAACGCCAAGCUGUAUAGCAAUAUUUUCUAUUCAGACAAUAUACAAAUUUUCAUAUAUAUAUACAAAAAUGGAGUUCACUAUUACAAAUAUUACUUUGAUGCGUGUAGGAUGUUUUUGGAUAAUCACAUACUGCAUUUACUCCAAAGGGAAAUAACUAGAAACGUUGAAGAGUUGCAAAAGGAAGGAGAUAUACGAAACAAAUAUGGAAAGAAAACGCGAAUAAAUAACAAACAUAUUUAUCUUCUGCUGAACGUUUUAAACCAGAUGAAUGUACAAAACGAGAAAACAUUUGACUUAAUAUUGAGAAAUUUUAAGCGAAACGAAAGGGACUAUUCGCUGAAGACCAGCCUACUGCUGUUGCAAUUUUGUCAUUCACAUUGGAGAAAAAACGAUGCAUAUCAUGCUAUAUACACACACAUAAUGAAAUCUCUAGAUGAUCAUACAUUUUAUGAUAGCACCUUCAUACCAAAUAAUUAUGGUAUUUUAUUUUUCCCUCCGUUUUUGGUUAAGGAAGAAAUAUAUAGAAUAUACAUUGUUGUAUUUUUAAAAAGUGCCAAAUAUUAUUUAAAGAGAAAUAAAAAAACACAAACAUAUAAGUUAAGUGACGAAUUACUAUAUUUUGGCAUAUGUUACAACGUAUUAUGGAGUAAAGAAUAUGAAAAGGAAUAUGAAAAUAAACAUGAAAAUAAACAUGAACAUGAACAUGAAAAUGAACAUGAAAAUGAGCAUGAAAAUGAGCAUGAAAAUGAGCAUGAAAAUAAGCAUGAAAAUAAGCAUGCAAAUGAACAUGGACAGUUUUUUUUAAAAUAUUUUAAAUUAAAAGAAUUAAGAAAGAUUUAUGAAUUUCUUCACGAAUUUGAAAAAAUAACAAAAAAAAAUUCCUUAAAUUUAAAUGGGACAACAAGAACAAAAAAAAAAAUAGACAUAUUUUAUUUUUAUCUUAAAACGGAUGACCUGCAAAAUCUGGUAAAUUAUGUUGAAAUUUCCCAGCGUCAAAUUCAAAAUGUGUGCAUAAAUUUUUUGAACUUUUUUAAUAUACACCGGGACUGUUCUCAUGUAUACAAGAAUUAUGGCGCGGACUAUUAUGCCCCAUCUAUUGCACCCCCUAUAAUAGUGCGCAUAUGA
Messenger RNA from Plasmodium gonderi, 2400 nucleotides. RefSeq lists its product as hypothetical. NCBI's taxonomy places the organism in Eukaryota, Apicomplexa, Aconoidasida, Haemosporida, Plasmodiidae. The transcript is spliced from 2 exons. Bases 1 to 2400 code for a protein of 799 amino acids. The record is from RefSeq and is a predicted model, not a curated record.